AACAAAAGACUAUCAGGAACUAACAGCAGAUGUCUGCCCACCCCAUCCCUGAGACCAGCCCCGUGUAUAUAUAUAUAACUGGUCUGUAGUCUUUGUUCUGGAAAUGGUUCUUUUGAACAUUAGUGGGCCAUCUUCCCUCUCGCUAGCAAGCUGUAAUAAAAAACCCUUUCUCUCCUACCACCUCGCCUCCUGACUAUUGGCUUGUCUUGCAGCAGGCAGAUGACCACCCUUGGGUGGUAACAAGUGGAGUGAUGCAGCUACAAGACAAGGAACACCAAGGCCUGCCAGGAGCCACCAGAAGAUAGAAAGAGGCAAGGAAGCAUUCUUCCUUGGAGCUGUGAGAGGGAGUGUGGCCCUGCGACAGCUUGAUUUCAGAUUUCUAGCCUCCAAAUCUGUGAGAGAACUGUGAGUAGUGUUGUUUUAAUCCACUCAGUUUGUGGUAAUUUGUUAAGGCAGCUGUAGGAAACUAAUAGAGAUACCUGUGUAAAGCUCCUGGCACACAGCUAGAACGUGCUGGUAUUCUUCUUUCUCUCCUCUUCUCCUACUCCCAAACUUCUCUCCUACUCCUAAUACUAAACCCCCAGCUUUGAUGGGGACACAGCUCAAGAGUCUUUGCAUGCAGACAAGUGACAUUGAAAGCAAAACCAAAACUUCUCACUAGGCUGGGUUUUGUUCAAUUCCUCAGAACUAGUUCGGGUUUUAUUACCCUCGUGUUACAAGGAAGUCUGAGCUGGAUGGAGAUGACAUCUUUUCUCGUCUUGCUUAAUAUGCCUUAUCCCCACAUUCUGAUGGCAUUUUUGUUACUCAUCCACUUAUGUCCCUCUGCCUACUAGAAAGAAUCCUGGCUUGGAGCUACUGGUUCUUGCAGUGGUCUAGACAGCAAUCUAGGUUUUUAAAUUUUUAUUUUAUUUUGUUUUGUUUGGGCUGUUAGUUUAUUUGGCUUCUAUGAAGGAAUCUGACACAAAGAACAACUGUUUGUUAUUUUCUUUUACCUCUUUGCCUGAGGAGCCGUGCCAAGUCCUGACAUCCGGUACAGAACAUGUUCCUCCUCCCACUACUUGUGAGUCUGGGAAUGCAGCUUUGUCAGACAGCAGCUUUUUUCACAGUGACGGUCCCUGUGGAACUGUACACAGUAGACUAUGGCAGCAAUGUGACCCUGGAGUGUCAUUUUGACACUGGAGGUCCUGUGGAACUCAGAGACUUAAGAGCCAGUUUGCAAAAGGCGGAAAAUGAUACAUUCUUGCACAGUGAAAGAGCCACGUUGCUGGAGGAGCAGCUGCCCCUGGGGAAGGCCUUAUUCCACAUCACCCGAGUCCGAGUGACGGAUGCGGGGCAGUACCGCUGCCUGAUCAUCUAUGGGGCUGCCUGGGACUACAAGUACCUGACUCUGAAAGUCAAAGCUUCCUACAAGAAAAUAAACACUCAUGUCCUUAAGGUCCCAGGGACAGAUGAGGUAGAGAUCACUUGCCAGGCUGAAGGUUAUCCCCUGGCAGAAGUGUUCUGGCCAAAUGUCAGUGUUCCUGCCAAUACCAGCCACACCAAGACCUCUGAAGGACUCUACCAGGUUAUCAGCGUUCUGCGCCUAAAGCCACACCCUGGCAGAAACUUCAGCUGUGAGUUCUGGAAUGCUCAUGUGAAGGAACUUACUUCAGCCAUCGUUGACCCUCAAGGUGAGAUGGAACCCAAGAUCCCUCCAGCUUCGCUGCUUCAUGUUUUAAUCCCCUCCUUCAUCAUUGCUUUAAUGUUCAUAGCUACAAUGAUAGUCUUAAGAAAACGGCUCUGUCAAAAGCUUUAUUCUAGAAAAGACACAACAAAAAGAUCUGUCACCACAAUAAGGAAGGAAGCGAACAGAGCUAUUUGAACCUGCGGUCUCAGGAGCUGGGGUGACCUGAUGGGAUAUCCUCAAGAAGCCUCUGGACUCUGAACAAGAAUACUUUGGCCUGCAGAGCUUCUUGUUUGUACUUUUCAAAUGCCUUUGGAUGACCCAGCACUUUAAUCUGGAGACUGCAGCAAGACUAGGCAGCACCUGGCCAUGGUGUGCUCAAAGGAAGUCAGGCAGCCCGCCCCUUUACAGAUCCGACCCCUCAUGUCUGCAGCCUGUGGCUGAAGCAAGCACUAUUGCACUUUAGAAAUGACCAUACUGGGUCCUAGGCCCCUGUGAGUGUCCUGAGGCUCCUUCUUGCUGCCAGACUGAAAACAAAGGGAAUUAUUUCCCUUUAAGGUUCCAAAAUGAUUUCCAGAAGCAGAGAUGAGUGUAAAUUUCCAGUUACAGAAAUGGACAGAUUGCCAAUAGGCUAAUAAUUAUCCAUAGUUCCCUCUGGAUACUGGAAAAGCCUAUUGAGACUAUGAGCUCACAGAUAGGGCUUGAUACAAAGUCAAGCCAUAAUUGACAUGUAUUAUGGUUUACUGGAAUCUUGAAAGCAUCUGAGGAGUUCUAAUUAACAGAAAGCAUUUAAGGACACAGAAGGGCCAACUACAAGAUGUGGAGAAAAGCCGUUGAGUAUUUUUGUGAGGUCCAAAUCACGAAGCAUUUAUUGUAAACUGUAAUAGCACUGUGUUGAAUGGUGUUUUUUUAAACUACAUCUUUCCUUCAAAAAAUUCUGUUUUUUUAAUUUCAGAAAUCAAUGAUAUACAUUAAAAAAUUUUGGCAUUCUUAA
This is a messenger RNA of Equus caballus (horse), 2657 nucleotides long. It is a transcript of the gene PDCD1LG2, whose product is annotated as programmed cell death 1 ligand 2. Gene Ontology annotation, biological process: cell surface receptor signaling pathway; immune response; cellular response to lipopolysaccharide. Gene Ontology annotation, cellular component: external side of plasma membrane. The record is from RefSeq and is a predicted model, not a curated record. NCBI's taxonomy places the organism in Eukaryota, Metazoa, Chordata, Mammalia, Perissodactyla, Equidae.